UGAGGAUAAAGCCACCUGGCCCUGGCCCUGCAGCACUGGGAGAGGAGCCCCAGCCCGGGAUUCCCAGCUGCUCCCAUUCUCUGAGCAGGACUGAGCACAGACAAUACACCAUGGAACUGGGGCUGAGCUGGGUGGUCCUGGCUGCUCUUCUACAAGGUGUCCAGGCUCAGGUGCAGCUGGUGGAGUCUGGGGGAGGCUCGGUGCAGGCUGGAGGGUCUCUGAGACUCUCCUGUGCAGCCUCUGGAUACACCUACAGUAGCAACUGCAUGGGCUGGUUCCGCCAGGCUCCAGGGAAGGAGCGCGAGGGGGUCGCAGCUAUUUAUACUGGUGGUGGUAGCACAUACUAUGCCGACUCCGUGAAGGGCCGAUUCACCAUCUCCCAAGACAACGCCAAGAACACGGUGUAUCUGCAAAUGAACAGCCUGAAACCUGAGGACACUGCCAUGUACUACUGUGCAGCAGACACAGUGAGGGAAAGUCAUUGUGAACCCAGACAAAAACCUCGCUCCCUGGGGCAACCACAGUACCCAGGGAGUGCUCACGACACACCAAGGGCAGGGCUGAGCCCCAGAGCAGGUGCAGAGUUGAUAAAGCCACCGGGCCCUGGCCCUGCAGCACUGGGAGAGGAGCCCCAGCCCCGGAUUCCCAGCUGCUCCCACUUUCUGAUCAGGACUGUGCACAGACGACUCACCAUGGAGCUGUGGCUGAGCUGGCUGUUCCUGGUUGCUCUUUUACAAGGUGUCCAGGCUCAGGUGCAGCUGGUGGAGUCUGGGGGAGGCUCGGUGCAGGCUGGAGGGUCUCUGAGACUCUCCUGUGCAGCCUCUGGAUACACCUACUGUAGCUACGACAUGAGCUGGUACCGCCAGGCUCCAGGGAAGGAGCGCGAGUUCGUCUCAGCUAUUGAUAGUGAUGGUAGCACAAGCUACGCAGACUCCGUGAAGGGCCGAUUCACCAUCUCCCAAGACAACGCCAAGAACACGGUGUAUCUGCAAAUGAACAGCCUGAAACCUGAGGACACGGCGAUGUAUUACUGUAAAACAGACACAGUGAGGGGAAGUCAUUGUGAGCCCAGACAAAAACCUUGA
Messenger RNA from Camelus dromedarius (Arabian camel), 1085 nucleotides. RefSeq lists its product as uncharacterized. The record is from RefSeq and is a predicted model, not a curated record. The coding region runs from base 111 to 1085 and encodes 324 amino acids. Lineage: Eukaryota; Metazoa; Chordata; Mammalia; Artiodactyla; Camelidae. The transcript has 4 exons. Gene Ontology annotation, cellular component: blood microparticle. Gene Ontology annotation, biological process: immunoglobulin mediated immune response. Gene Ontology annotation, molecular function: antigen binding.